UGCUCUAUUUUUUGUAUAUCUGUUGUAUAUGUAGUGUGUCAUAGAUAAGUCAAUAACUGUCCUAUUUACCAUUUAUCAAAAUCGGUCAAAAUGUGGAAAACUUGUUUAUUAGAGUUGCUGGUGCUCGGGGUUUGUAGUGCAGUGUGCCCUAUGGGCUUCGUUCAGCACGGGACUUCGUGUUAUAUGCCAUUUCACAUUAAGGCGUCGUGGUCAGAGGCUAAUUACUACUGUAAGAUGAUUCAGUCUUCUCUGCUGUCCAUUGACGACGCAAGCGAAGAACAAUUCAUCACAGGAUACAUAGGAAGACUCGGACCAGCUGCGUUUUCGAGCGAUUCUCUGUGGCUUGGAGGUACCAGCUUAUUUUCUGGGAGCUGGAUUUGGACCCGGACCCAGACCAGUCCUGUCUACACGGCCUGGGCCCCCAAUGAACCUUCUACUCACCCUCUAAACAAAUGCAUGGCCAUAGGGUUCAAGUCUCAGUUCAAGUGGACAGCUAAUGUCUGUGAGCAGUUAAACAACUUUAUUUGCGAGUCCCCAUCAUAAACCAAGACAUAAUGAUGUGAUGUAAAUGUUUUUGUUAGAAACAGAAUUAUUAAAAUAACAAA
Messenger RNA from Saccostrea cuccullata (small rock oyster), 605 nucleotides. Its product is annotated as perlucin-like. The record is from RefSeq and is a predicted model, not a curated record. Bases 91 to 543 code for a protein of 150 amino acids. NCBI's taxonomy places the organism in Eukaryota, Metazoa, Mollusca, Bivalvia, Ostreida, Ostreidae. The transcript is spliced from 5 exons. Gene Ontology annotation, molecular function: signaling receptor activity.